This is a messenger RNA of Triticum dicoccoides, 533 nucleotides long. Its product is annotated as histone H4. Gene Ontology annotation, cellular component: nucleosome. The record is from RefSeq and is a predicted model, not a curated record. Lineage: Eukaryota; Viridiplantae; Streptophyta; Magnoliopsida; Poales; Poaceae. Gene Ontology annotation, molecular function: structural constituent of chromatin; protein heterodimerization activity; DNA binding. Bases 75 to 386 code for a protein of 103 amino acids. The transcript has a single exon.
CACCGUUCCCCUCCAAAUCCAUCCGAUCCAAUCCGCCCGCUCGCAGCUCAAAGGAAGGAAGGAAGCCGUUGACCAUGUCCGGCCGCGGCAAGGGCGGGAAGGGGCUGGGCAAGGGCGGCGCCAAGCGCCACCGGAAGGUGCUGCGGGACAACAUCCAGGGCAUCACCAAGCCGGCCAUCCGGCGGCUGGCUCGCCGUGGCGGCGUGAAGCGCAUCUCGGGGCUCAUCUACGAGGAGACCCGUGGCGUGCUCAAGAUCUUCCUCGAGAACGUCAUCCGCGACGCCGUCACCUACACCGAGCACGCCCGCCGCAAGACCGUCACCGCCAUGGACGUCGUCUACGCGCUCAAGCGACAGGGCCGCACCCUCUACGGAUUCGGCGGCUGAUUGACCUGCCGCUGCCGCUGCUCUGCUCCCGCUGUUCCUGUCUUCCUGUGGGUUUCUGAAAUUCUGAGUGCGUGCGUUGUGGUUGCAUCCGUCUGUGUAUGAAUAUGAAUGGAAUGGAAUAGAAUUGUUGGUCCUUGCGGUGUUAUC